Saxophila tyrrhenica is the source of this 2898-nucleotide messenger RNA. RefSeq lists its product as uncharacterized. Bases 1 to 2898 code for a protein of 965 amino acids. The record is from RefSeq and is a predicted model, not a curated record. Lineage: Eukaryota; Fungi; Ascomycota; Dothideomycetes; Mycosphaerellales; Extremaceae. The transcript has a single exon. Gene Ontology annotation, molecular function: protein binding; peptidase activity. Gene Ontology annotation, biological process: glutathione catabolic process; proteolysis.
AUGUCCCUCCGUGGCCUCCGCAAUUUGGUCGGGCUCGCACCUCCGACCCCCUAUGCUGGCAGCGAGAAUGAAGAGACCGAUGUGUCUAGUACGCCCGGUCUUUUGACCCGCCAGCCGAGCCAGGAUGUCGGAGAUAAGCAGGGUGAAGAGCUGCCGACGCUGCUGCAUCGUCUGAGACACAAUAGCUCGAUAUUGGCGUUGGCAUUGAGCGAUGAGAGCAUAUAUGCUGGGACGCAUGGCGGGGAAAUAUUGGUCUACAGCCUGAAGACGUAUGAGAGGAAAGCAGUGAUUGAGGGGCACAGGGGCAGUGUGCUGGGGUUAUGUCUAAGCGGUGACCAAGAAUUACUUUUCUCGAGCGGAGGGGACAGGAUCGUCAAUGUGUGGAAGACUGAGGAUUUGACAAGACAAGCCUGCCUCUACUCUUCAUAUGACGUGGGCGAUGUCUUCUGCGUGGCCUACUCAGAAGCUUUUGGGGUGGUCUAUCUUGGAGCGCAGAACACUACGAUCCAAUGGUGCUCCCAAGACCACGAAGGGAGCAAGGACUGCGCAAAGCAACCCAGCCAAACACCGGGACCACGAGCCAAGGAUUUCUUUGACUCCCGCGGCCCGGGCGGUGCAAAGACGCCUCGCCCUGCGGAUGCCGAUGUUGUACCCAAGCAUGCUAAAGGCGGUCAGAUCAUCGAGAUCGGCACACAGAACGUCAAGCACUUCGCUCACUACGGCUAUGUCUACUGCAUGGUCCUCUCCAAGACCAUACCAGAGGCGCAAGGUCAGGAGGUUCUGGUCACUGGAGGCGGGGAUGGCAUAGUAAAGCUGUGGAAGCUGGACGCUAAGAAUGGUGGCGCGCCGGAAGAGUUAUACCAGCUGGAUGAUGGGCGAGAAGAAGGCCACUCUAUCCACUCGGUCUCCGUCGAAGGCACAUUCCUGUACUCCGGUCGGUCUGGUGGCGAGAUUGAUGUCUGGGAUCUGGAGACACGCCAGCUCAUUCGCAACCUGAAAGCACACCGAGACGAUGUCCUGACCAUCUGCAUCGGCGGUGGGUUCAUGUUCAGCGCUGCAGUCACUGGCUACGUACGCAAGUUCGAUCGACAGUACCAGCUGCAGUUCCGCAUGGCCGCUCACAAAGGUCGCAUCUUGGCCAGUGCUUUCAAACAGCACAGUCGAAGAGCGAUAUACGUCACGGGAGGCAGUGACAGCACUUUGGCCGUCUGGGAUGUUAGCGACUGCGUUGCCACUCCAAUCUCGACGAUGAAGACGACCAACGAACAGCUUGUUGACUCACUGGCCAAGCUCGUCAGCUACCGAACGGUCUCCUCGGACCCGAAAACAGCACUCGAAUGCCGCCGUGGAGCUUCAUAUUUGCGCUCCGUCUUUAAGAACUUCGGAGCCACCACUGAAAUGCUCUCCACUCAGCACGGGUGCAACCCUAUCAUCUUCGCACGAUUCAAAGGCAAUCCUGCCACUCGUGAGAAGCGCAAGAAGAUUCUGUUCUACGGCCAUUACGAUGUCGUUGCUGCCGCGAACAAGUCUAAACAGUGGAUCGUGGAUCCAUUCACCAUGGAAGGCAUAGACGGCUAUCUUUAUGGCAGAGGCACGAGUGACAACAAGGGGCCUAUCAUGGCAGCCAUUUUCGCUUGCGCUGAGCUGAUGAGCGAGCAAGCGCUUGGCUCGGACAUCCUCUUCCUGAUAGAGGGUGAAGAAGAGAGUGGCAGCAGAGGGUUUGAGGACGCGGUGAGGGACAACAAGGACAAGAUCGGCGACGUCAACUGGAUCUUGCUGGCCAAUAGCUACUGGCUCGACGACCGGAUACCGUGCCUGACAUACGGCUUGCGAGGAGUCAUCCAUGCGAAAGUGCAGAUUGAGAGUAGUCAUCCUGACAUGCACUCUGGUGUUGAUGGAAGUGCUGAGCUUGACGAAAGUCUCAAAGAUCUGGUGAUGCUGCUCGGCACCUUGACAGGGAAGAAUGGCGAGGUUAAGAUUCCCGGUUUCUAUGACUCGGUCCUACCACUUGGAACCGAAGAGAAGGAUCUCUACGAGGACAUCGCCAACGCUUUGGUACAUCGCAACCCCGACCUCGGCAGUCCUGCGGCACUCAAGCUGUCAUUGAUGAGACGCUGGAGAGAAGCAACCUUGACAAUACACCGCUUCAAUACUUCAGGACCAGAGAACGCCAGCAUCAUUCCGUACCUCGCCAAAGCAGCAAUCUCCAUGCGACUUGUUCCCAACCAGGAGGCAGCUGUCAUCGGCGAGAUGUUCACCUCUUUCUUGCAUGCACAAUUCGCCAAACUUGAAUCCAACAACAAGCUGACCGUGACCAUCGACCACCAAGCUGAGCCGUGGCUUGGAGACUGGCAGAACGAGAUCUAUCAGACGCUUGAGGAAGCAAUUAUGGACGUCUGGGGUCCAAUCGAGCACACCAGGCGACGGAGCUCUGCGCUGCCGCCCAAGGUCAGCAUCCCUGACACCCAUGCCAAUGGAAGUGGCAGCUACUUCUCCGCCAAGAGUCCGACCACCUCCAACGUCCUUGCCAACAGCGGCAGCGGUGGUGCUUCGAACCUCAACAUCACGCCCUUGACAGAGGUCACGGCCAAACUGGAAGACCUGGCCGCAAUCACCAACAAGAGGUCGCCACCCAAGCGCCACAGCAAGUCUAGCUCCUUGUCCAGCGUGCCCACAUCGGCAUCCUCGCACCGCAAGAAGCCUCUUUACAUCCGUGAAGGCGGCAGUAUCCCUGCUAUCAGGUUUCUGGAGAAAGAGUUCGAUGCGCCGGCAGCGCAUUUUCCGUGCGGGCAAGCAAGUGAUGCCGCGCAUUUGGACAAUGAGAGAUUGAGGUUGGUCAAUCUUUACAAGAGUCGCGAGGUGUUCAAGAGGGUGUUCAGGGAUCUGCCGAAGAAGUGA